This is a messenger RNA of Westerdykella ornata, 2085 nucleotides long. RefSeq lists its product as uncharacterized. The transcript has a single exon. The coding region runs from base 258 to 1976 and encodes 572 amino acids. The record is from RefSeq and is a predicted model, not a curated record. NCBI's taxonomy places the organism in Eukaryota, Fungi, Ascomycota, Dothideomycetes, Pleosporales, Sporormiaceae.
GUCGUUACAGAUCGACAAUGUGGAUCUAUUAGUAGGUCUACUAGUCAUGGUUGGCGAACCAUCUACCUACCUAGGUUCCCCCUCCGCACUUACCAGUGUCUGAUUUUGCUCACCUGCCGAAACGAGGUUAGACUUUCGAUCUGGCAGAUUUAACUUUAGAAAGAUUAACCAAGUCUUCUCACUUGACUGGGACAUCUGACGCUGCCUCGAACAAUACGAGUUUUGGCAAAAACCUCAUCCAACCUCAAGGAAACACCAUGUCUCAGGAAAGUCAACAGUGGCUUUCCAAAUACUCCAAUAAUUACCAUGCCUGGAAAUCCACCUUAUUCAAUGGCCGGACCGUAUACCAGAGGGCCUUAGGUCUCGUAGAAACAUCUUUCGAUACAGAUGGUUCACACUAUGGCGGCCGCGCAGACAUGAAUGCCCUCUUCACCGUUGAGAUCCGCCAUUCUCUCUCCCCGGACGAAUUUCGAGAAAGGAUAACACUAGUUUGGGCAAAUCUUCGGUUGCACCAUGUCCUCCUGCAAAGCAGAGUUGACGAGAUCCAUGGAGAAAGAAACUUCACUAUCGAAGUCCCAAAUAGUUAUGAAGAAGCAAUUCAAGAAACACAAAAGUGCAUUGUUUGGAUCGAGGAUCUGUACCCUCAAGUCGACGAAAACGAGCUCUACAAGCACUGCUUCAACGUUUCCCGAAUUAUCGACCCUUCCCGAUGCCUUUCCCGCCUGUACGUCCUCCCUCCCAUCCAGCUACCAAACGGGAAUUUCAGUCUACGGUUUCUAGUCAUAAUGGCGCAUCAAAUAUCAGACGGACUGUCCUCACAUAACUGGUUCUCCCACUUCCUUCGCCUCCUCAAUGCGCCGUUUUCGAGGAUCAGAAGUGAAAUCAGCGAAGCCCUGAACCCAAAAGCCAUCGCGUCCAGACUCCCGCUCGCCCAAGAAGAUCUCUACCCCAAAAUCCCCGGCAGCAAAGCCCGACAGCGCUGGUUCUGGGCCCUCCUCCGCGUCCUCCGACAUGUCCGUAACACUCUCCCUCCGACAUUCACAAACCCCCUUCGAAGAGGAGCGAACAACUUCGACUCCAAUCAACCACCUCCCCUUCCGCCCAAAUUCUCCAAGAUCUUUGUUUACUCCCCCUCCGCCCUCCCUCCUCUCCGUUCCGGCCAUUUAACCGUCGCCCUCUCACCCACUGCAUCGAAACACCUCAUCUCCCUGUGCCGCAGCGCCAAAGUCAGCAUUGGGGCAGGCUGCUUCGCACUCGCGGGCCUCUCAAUGAUGGAACUAGAAGAGGCACGUAAUCCACACAUCCCGCCCUCGCAGCGUCCCGCAUUUGCAGCAUCCUUCCCCUUAAAUCCGCGACCAUUCUUCGGGUAUACCGGACUAGCCGAUUCCUGCAUGUUAGCCUUCAGCGAUGGAGUCGUCAUGCCGUUCUUGCCGAAGGAGCUACCCAUAGAUGGAAGAUUUAGGUUGGUGGCGAAACAUGCGAAUCGUGAGUUGAAGGUCUACCAGAAGAGGUUGAAGGAUUCGAAGGGUGGCAGGUUGAGCCUGGAGCCGCAUUCCCCGUUGCGCAUGCUGGCAAAUGGAUAUUUGGGCCUGCUGGAACGGGUUGAAGCAAAACUCCCACCUGAGCGAAAGACAGGGGCGAAUCCUCAGGGGAACUUGCCUGCGAAAACGUUUCAAUACGGUGCGACGUGCGGAGUCAGCUCCGUUGGUUCGACGGCAGGCGUCUUUCGGGCCGGAAUGUACGACCUCGAUGCUGUAGGGCAGGAUGGCAAGGACUUUGCUGCCGAUUACAGGGGGUUGAGGAUUGGAGUCAGGGCGAGAGACAACGAGUUCUUGAUAGGCAGUUCGUCGGACUAUAGAGGCAUUGUGGGGUUUGGUGUUAGUUAUGAUGCGUCUGCUAUUAGUGAGGAGGCGGCAGAAGCAUGGGCGCAGAAGAUACAGUCACUGUUGGAGAAGGAGGAUAGGCCAAUGUUGUGAAGAUGGCAUGGCAGAUAGAACAGAAAUCGAACGGAUACGGAAGGCGACAACGGGGUAUAUUUACAUCUAAGACUAAGUCAACCCUGACUCUAUCACUUGGGUCAUCAGC